AUGGCUUCUUCUCAUAUGGAAGAAAAGCAUAAUCUUUACAGAGACGUGUUGGGACGAAAUUGGGAUGAAGUGGUGGAGAUAAUGAGGCAGCAUCCAGAUGUUCAUGCCGCUAAGAUCACCAAAUCAGAAGACAAUGUACUGCACUUGGCUAUCACUCUUGAGGCACCAGAGGCCAUUGUUAUGGAGCUCAUUGAUGAUAUUCGGAAGAACAACCCAGAAGUUGCCAUGGAGAUUAUCACAGCUCAGAAUAAGCAACAGGAUACUCCUUUGCACUGUGCUGCCGCCCGAGGCUCAACCUCUAUAUGUGAACGAAUACUACUCUUUGAUGAAAGGCUUGCUCUUAAAAGUAACAAACAGGGAGAGACGCCUCUCUUCCUAGCUGCUCUUAACGGUCACAGAGAUACUUUCCAGUAUCUUCAUUCUGUUUGUAGUAAGAUCCCCACAACCAAGUUUUCAGAACUCUGGAGAAGGGACAAUGGGGACACUAUUCUUCAUUGUACCAUUCAAAGAGAAUACUUUGGACUGGCAUAUCAUAUAAUUUGCCUCUAUGGUGAUGAUGAUGAAAAGAUCAUCGUUAGCUAUGAGAACAAAGAAGGAGUUACGCCUCUUCAAGUCCUUGCUUCUGUUCCAUCAGCUUUCAGUGGUGCACACCUAACAUGGUUCCAAGGACUCUUGUACAGGCUAUAUUGUUUGUCAACUGAAGACUUAGAUGUAGAGCAGCUGAAAACUGAUAAUCAAACUCAGAAUAAAGAUUUGGAGGUAGGAAAAUCUGACUCUUUGAGGAAGAUCCAUGAUGCCGCACCAGAACUGUGCCUGAAGAUGACGAAGCUAGGGUCAAUAAAGAAGAUAAAAGAGAAACAUCUAUGGGGUAGGCUAAUCAUGGACAAACUUUUAGAGCUAAAUUCUGAGUAUAAGUACAACGAAAAUCAGAUUGCAUUCGGCCCAAGCAAUGUUACGGAUCUUACUAAUGGGCAAGGAAAGUCGUCGUCAUCCUCGAAAAAAGACAAUAAAUCGACAGCAUUGUUGGUGGCAACAAAGUACGGUCUGCUGGAGCUGGUGAAAAAAAUCCUUGACAGACUUCCGGUGGCAAUACAUGACAAAACAGAACCAAAGAGGAGAAACGUUCCUCAUAGAAGAUGUGGAUGCCGAUGGAAAUAA
Molecule: messenger RNA, 1158 nt
Organism: Neltuma alba
Lineage: Eukaryota; Viridiplantae; Streptophyta; Magnoliopsida; Fabales; Fabaceae
Exons: 6
Coding region: 1-1158 (385 amino acids)
Molecular function (GO): protein binding
Source: RefSeq, a predicted model, not a curated record